Pocillopora verrucosa is the source of this 783-nucleotide messenger RNA. Its product is annotated as potassium channel subfamily K member 3-like. The record is from RefSeq and is a predicted model, not a curated record. Gene Ontology annotation, cellular component: plasma membrane. Gene Ontology annotation, biological process: potassium ion transmembrane transport; stabilization of membrane potential. NCBI's taxonomy places the organism in Eukaryota, Metazoa, Cnidaria, Anthozoa, Scleractinia, Pocilloporidae. Gene Ontology annotation, molecular function: outward rectifier potassium channel activity; potassium ion leak channel activity.
AUGUUGAAGGAUCUAAGAACAGACAUGCAGAAUAAAUACAACAUGACAGAAUAUGAGUUCAUGAAUUUUUCAAGAAGAGCCAAAGAAGUCUUUUCGGUUGGGGAUGAAAUAGACUGGACUUUUCCUAUCAGCUUUAUGUUCGUGGCAACAACUCUAUCGACAGUAGGAUAUGGAAAUAUAACACCUAAAACACGUCUUGGGCAACUGAUAACCAUCAUAGUUUGUAUUCUUGGUAUUCCUUUGUGCAUGCUGACCUUUAAAACUACGGGAGAACUUGUUGCUUCUUGUCUUCGGUUCCUUGUUAUCAAAGCUGAAAAAGUUAUCCUAAAGAGAGAGGAAUCAAAACAUGUUAAGAAAAAAACGUUUCUUGCGACGUGUGUUUUGAUGUUAACACUUCUCGCAUUUGCGGCCACGUUAUCUACCUUCCAAGAACAAUGGUGUUUCACAGAGGGUUUAUACGCCUGGUUCAUUACUUUCACAACAAUUGGUUUCGGGGACUAUGUACCAUUUCAGAAAAAGGUUCACCGAGAAAAAUAUUGGGAAAACAGCUUCAUUGUUGACACUAUCAUCGUUGGUUUACCUUUAAUUUUUGGACUGAGCAUCAUGUCCUGUCUCUUAAACUGUGUCGUCGACUCUCUGGGUGAAAUACGAAGUUUUCGUAAUCGCUGUUGGGAGUUCUGCUCAAGGAUAGCUUGCGGUCGAUGUGUAAGCUAUGUUGUUACACCAGAACAGCGCAAUCGAGAUGCUGGAUCAGUUUUUGAAAAUCAGUCAACUAGACUUUAG